Molecule: messenger RNA, 958 nt
Organism: Hevea brasiliensis (rubber tree)
Lineage: Eukaryota; Viridiplantae; Streptophyta; Magnoliopsida; Malpighiales; Euphorbiaceae
Exons: 1
Coding region: 66-665 (199 amino acids)
Source: RefSeq, a predicted model, not a curated record
AUAAAUUCCAUUUGAUAGAAACCAAGAAACCCCACCACUACACAGGCCAAGAAAACACACACACAAUGGUCACCUCACCCAACCUCAAAACUCUGCACCCUCUUCAAGUUUUCUCAGCAAAGACACCAUCUUCCACCCUGAGCUCCAUGAAGAUCAAAACCCUUAUCCACACACUCAUUAUCUCCCACGUGUGCAGGAUCGUUCGAGCUCUCUCUAAAGCAAAAUCCAUUCUUGCUCAGAUCCUUAAAGAAAGCCAGCCAAUAAACCUCAUUUGCUCCACAAAGGCAAUCAAAAGGAAGCACAGGCAAAGGAAGGUAUUUUUUGGAUCAUUUAGAUUACACUAUAACUGGUGCUCUUCUCAUGUUUUGCCAGUGCAAGAACCUGUAGUUGUUGGUGGGUACUAUGACUCAACGUGGAAUUCUGUAAUUACAACAAGUGAGGAAAAUCCAGAGUCUCAGCUUUCAGGGUAUCUUCAUUGGCUGGAAGAUCAGAAGGUUCAAGACAAGUCUAAUGAUAAUAAUAACGGAGAUGAUGAUGAUGAGGGUGAUGUGAAUGAGAUCGAUCGGCUAGCAGAAAUGUUCAUUGCGAGCUGCCAUGAAAAGUUCAGGCUGGAGAAGCAAGAGUCCUACAGGAGAUUCCAGGAGAUGAUGGCUAGAAGCAUGUGAAAGUGAUCUCAUAUUUCUGCUUGUUUUUUCUUUCCCAUUCUUCUAUGUUAAUUACAUUGGUGGGGUGUGGAAAGUACAUAGUCAUAUGGGAGUUCAAGCACAUGCAUUAAUUGAGGGCUAAUUUUAAUUUUUUGCUUUCCUAAUUUUCUUUCUUUUUUUUUUUUUAGUUUUUAUACUUUAUUUUGUAAUGAUGGGUCUGGAGAAUUGUACAUGGGGGGAGAUUAGAGAAGCCAAUUGUGCAAUUCUCAUCUUGAAAUGGUUUUGCAAUGGCAGAAUGGUAGAACUUAGAAGUG